Messenger RNA from Pangasianodon hypophthalmus (striped catfish), 2473 nucleotides. Its product is annotated as somatostatin receptor type 5. Gene Ontology annotation, cellular component: membrane; neuron projection. The coding region runs from base 502 to 1551 and encodes 349 amino acids. The record is from RefSeq and is a predicted model, not a curated record. NCBI's taxonomy places the organism in Eukaryota, Metazoa, Chordata, Actinopteri, Siluriformes, Pangasiidae. Gene Ontology annotation, molecular function: somatostatin receptor activity; neuropeptide binding. Gene Ontology annotation, biological process: regulation of insulin secretion; neuropeptide signaling pathway; cellular response to glucocorticoid stimulus. The transcript has a single exon.
GCAAGGGAGGGAGGGAAUUUGAAAAAAGGGGCUAGAGACCACUUUUCAGAAGAAAAUGUUUAGUUAUGACAACAAAAGUAGUGUAACAGAUGGCACCCUGGAAACUACAUGACAGCAGAUUGGAGUGAGCCAGCAUAGCUUGUCAGAUAAACAAUCCAGAUGGAAUAAAGCUGUCACUACCUCACUUUUCUAAGACUUUUUCACAUACACACAUGCGCACACACACACAAACUGAGAUACAUGAGCACCCCGUGAACGCCGCUGGAAAGCUAUAUAAGAACUCGUCAGGAGGGUCAAACACCCAUUACUUUUCUCUGAAGGACUGUGUUGCACUUUCUUUUUUUGAGCUACUUUCAGCGAAGAAAAAAGAUUUUUACUUUAAAGAUAUACUCUAAAGGAUAUUUGGCAUUGCCUUGGGUCACUUAGCACUUUGUUCUGAUUCUUUUUUUAAUUGGAAUUUAAAAUAAGUGACCUUCAUUAAUUCUGGAAUUUCCAUGAAGAAUGGCAACACCAGAGAUUUUACAAAUGUUUUUGGGCAAUGACUCAGCUGUGGAUUUAAACAGCAAGACAAUUCACAGUUUUGAAGGACCACAGAGCGUUGAUGGCUUCAGUGUGACCAUGGCUGUCCUCCACCUAGCCGUAUGCAUCACGGGAUUGGGAGGAAACUCUUUGGUCAUCAUUGCCAUCCUCAAGCUGGAUAAAAUGGCAUCUGCCACAACUGUGUACAUCUUCAACCUGGCUUUGGCAGACGGACUGUUUAUGGUGGGGAUCCCAUUUGUGGCUUUCCAGAAUUUCCAGAACCAAUGGAUCUUUGGUGACUUGGCCUGCAAGCUAGUCAUGGUGCUGGAUGGAAUCAACCAGUUCACCAGUGUGUUCUGCCUCACGGUGAUGAGCGUGGACCGCUACAUGGCACUAGUGGACCCCCUUCGCUUUGCACGCUGGAGAACUCCAAAGCGGGCGAAAAUAAUCUCUGCAUUUCUGUGGCUCUUCUCCUUGAUUCCUGUCUUGCCCAUGGCUCUCCACUUCACUGUGCAGUAUGGCCUGUGUAUGGCUGACAUGUUUGUGGACAAAUGGUGGAUGACUUUCCUCACGUACACUUUUGUGCUGGGCUUCGUCCUCCCCUUCCUGGUGAUGAUCAUCUUCUACACAACUCUGGUGGUGACUCUGAGGAGCUCCAGACAAUAUCAAAGGAGUUCUACCUCCUCAGAGGAGAGCCAGAGGUUGGAGAAGCAGGUUACCAAGAUGGUGGUAGCUGUGGUUGUGGUCUUCGGGAUAUGCUGGCUGCCUUUUUACGUCUUCAACUUCUGCUCUCUGUAUGGUACAAAUGUGACACUUGCCUUUGCACGUGGCUUUGAGAUUGCAGUGCUCUUGUCCUAUUCAUGGAGCUGUGCUAACCCGAUCCUGUAUGCUUGCCUAUCAGAGACCUUCAGCAGGUACUUCCGCAUGUUACUCUGCUGCUGUAUAAACUCUCCCAGAAUGCACUGCAACAGAGACACAGAGGCCUAUGACCUGCGUUACACAAAUGAGCAGGAUGUAAGUGUGCUAACUUAAUUUCAAAAUAUUUAUUUCAGUGGUUUGAAGAAAAUGUAUACAUUCAAAGAAUUUUAUCUUUUGCAACACUCAAGUGUUCCUUGCUUAAGUUUGAUAUCAGAUAAUCCUUAUCUAUUAUGCUAAUUUCCUACUAUCCAGUUGUGGUUGCAUUCAGAUCACUUCAAAACUACAAUAUUGUGACAGACUGAUAUGGGGAACACAAAAACUAGCUGGUUUGUUGGCGAACACAAUAACUUCCAGCUGGGACACAAAUGACAGAGUUGACAGGAUGAUUGCUUUGUGCCUCUGUCUUGGGGUGUAAUGUCAUGUUGAGGAUUAUGUAAUUCAUUUGCCCUGUUAAUGUGUCCUGACCCCAUAUACGAGUGCUUCUCAGCCCACUGUGGAAAUUAGGAUGAUGUCACUGUUGCCAUAGCACUCAGCUGGGAAUGAACACUACAAGUUGGUAUGCUUGUUAUGACAUUUGACAUGAAUGAAGAAUGUGAGACAUAAGGAAUUCAUUUAGAAGCUUUAAUGGAUUAGAAGUCCCAAGAAACACUGACAUGGUUCAUUUUGCUAUGCUAUGGUAGAUUACUUCAAAUUUUCUACACAGGGUAUGACUUCAUAUUAGGGAUUCUACACUAAUUUUUCAUUGUUUGGAGUGUUUGAUUUACAUUAUUCUUUUCUCUGUUUUUUUGUAGUACAUGCUCUGCCUUUCAGUGUAUUUGUCUUUUGUGUGUUAUUUUAUAGCAAAAUGUUUUUAUACUAUGGAAAUAGCUUGUGUGUUAUAGCUUUCAUUACUAAUGUAAACAAUGUCUAUCUGUGAUAUUUACAUCAUGUAGCCAGUAACAAAAUACUGUUCAAUUGCAUCAGAGUAACCUCACAUCACAAUGUUGUAUAGUAAACUUUAUAAAUGACUACGGAACUGCAAGUGUGUGUGUGUGUG